GGGGCGGGGGGUGCGGCCCGGGGCCUGGCCGGCUGCGUCCCCACGUCUUGCACCGGAGCCUCGCGGCGCGCCCCUCCCGAGAAGCAGGGCCCGUGCUGCAGUUGCCGGGGGGCUGCGGAGGGCAGAGGGAGCGGUGAGGGCCGCAGGCCUCGCUGCAGGCCGGCCAGAGGUGCUCGGCUGCGGCGUUGGCCCUGCCUGCGGGUAAGGGGGGAGAAGCUGUCCCUGUGCAGCGGGGGCCUGCGGCACCGCUGCGUUGUCUUGCUUCGUGAGGGAAAGGUUGUGGUGCUUUGGGGAGGUAGAAGUGCAGAGCAUCGUGCAUGCGGGCAAGAAACGUGCUCUAUAGUCCAAGGAACUUGCAGAAGAUGCUAACCCUAAUUUUUAAAAGGGUGGCGGGGGAGCUUAUGUCCCAACCUGGUGCUGUGCAGUAAGCUGCGUCUGCCUUCCCAGGUUUGAAGCUUUCUGGGACAGGCCUCUGCUACAGCUCAACAGACUUGGAUGAUUCAAUGCCCCUUUGAAUUUUUAGGAAAGUUUAAUUACCUCCAAGGUGAUGCUUAAAGUAGUCCCCAAGUCAAUAAGUAGCGCAGUUCUUGUUUGUGUUGGAUGGAAGAACAGCCUGUAUAAUAGCUUGUGUUUGAUGUCUGCUGUGAAGCUAGAGUCCUGAUGCUGCUAUAGAAACUGGUCAGCAAAGCUAGAGGGUCGGAUAUAGCGAUGGUGCCUGUGUGCUGCUUUCUCUGAAUCUUGCCUGAGCUUCAACUGCAUGUGAGGAUGAUGGUUUCUUUAGGGAGACUGGGCUUCAGAAAGAAGUAUCACUUUAACCUGGUAGUGUCUAUAUAAUCCUGUUAAAGGCAUUGUUUUUCUUAGGCCUGAACCCAUUCAUGGCUAUUAAAGACUGAUUGAGUGAUCCAGUAGUUCAGUUUUUCUCAGCUUAGUGUUCCUUGAAAAGGAAGGGAUUUGAUUUUAAUUGGUGCCUGAAACUCAGUAUUUAUGCUGUAAAUUGCAUAUGGCAAGGCAAAAUAGAAGCCAUCUCCAGUGAGUAAAAGGACAUCAUUGAUCUAUGUAAAUACAGUCCUGUUUGACAGCAAAUGCAUUCUAUAAGUCUCACAGAUUUGAGACAGUAGAAUGUGCUUACAUUGUAGUAUGCUGUGUGGGACAACCUGGUAGUAUUCAUUUCAGCCAUGUAUGAGUAGUCAGCCAGAAAUCCUAAAACAGUGAAAUACUUGCCUUGUGAUUUCUGUGUGGAAGUGGAAAGGCUUAAAGGCUGUGGCAUUAAGCUGACUGAACAAAUUCCUGACCUGCAGCAGCUGGUGCUGCUGAGCACACUUGUUCAGCACCGUGCACAAGUGCUGGAGUUCUGCUUGUGGUCCAGGGGCUUGCUUGUAAAAGUCAUCUUUUCCUGACUUGGAGGAGGUGCUGUAGCUUUAGUUCUAACUUGAGAACUAAGCUUAAGUUUGUUGGCUUUGUUGGUUCAGUGGACAGUGUGUCUCUUGUAGCACCAAACCUUUUGGACUGGUAAGGAAGAUAGAAUAACUCUUAGUUCACAUGAGAAAAUCUUCAGCUGAAACUAAAAAACAGAACAAGGAAGUGGUAGUGCUGAGCUAGGCACUGACCACUUGCUGGUAGCUUGCUGGGGGUGGUUUCUGUUUCCGUGGCUUCACCCUGACCUCCCUUGGAAGGCUGAGUGGCAGCUUAGGACUUCAAGGAAUUUGCAGCAACAGCAUUCUGCUUAAAGAUGUCUGCUCUUGACACCCUCUUUAAAUACAUUGAUGAUCACCAAGACCUCUAUGUUAAGCGGCUGGCGGAGUGGGUGGCAAUCCAGAGUGUGUCAGCAUGGCCAGAGAAGAGGGGUGAAAUCAAACGCAUGAUGGAGGUUGCUGCAAAGGAUAUUGAGCGACUGGGAGGCACAACCCAGCUUAUGGAUAUUGGGAAACAAAAGCUGCCUGAUGGAUCAGAGAUCCCUCUACCUCCAAUUGUUCUGGGAACGCUUGGCUCAGAUCCACACAAGAAGACAGUGUGUGUUUACGGCCACCUGGACGUUCAGCCGGCGGCACUAGAGGAUGGCUGGGAUAGUGAGCCCUUCACACUGGUAGAAAGAGAUGGAAAGCUGUAUGGAAGAGGAUCAACAGAUGACAAAGGUCCAGUGCUUGCCUGGCUGAAUGCCUUGGAGGCUUAUCAACAAACGAACCAGGAUUUUCCAGUAAAUGUUAAGUUCUGCCUAGAGGGUAUGGAGGAAUCAGGAUCAGAAGGCCUUGAUGAAUUGAUUUUUGCUCAGCGAGACACUUUCUUCAAAGAUGUUGAUUACGUUUGCAUUUCUGACAACUACUGGCUAGGCAAGGAAAAGCCUUGUAUCACCUAUGGCUUGAGGGGUAUCUGCUACUACUUCAUAGAGGUUGAAUGCAGUGACAAGGACCUUCACUCUGGAGUUUAUGGUGGUUCAGUACAUGAGGCCAUGACAGAUCUCAUUGCUCUAAUGGGUUCUCUUAUAGACAAGAAAGGAAAAAUCCUCAUCCCAGGCAUUAGUGAAGCAGUGGCAUCUGUUACUGAUGAGGAGCUGGCAUUAUAUGAGAAGAUUGAUUUUGACCUGAAAGAAUAUGCAAAAGAUGUAGGAGCAACAAAACUACUGCAUGAUACAAAGAGAGAUAUCCUUAUGCACAGGUGGAGAUACCCUUCCUUGUCUCUCCAUGGAAUUGAAGGAGCCUUCUCAGCCUCUGGAGCAAAGACUGUGAUUCCUAGGAAAGUGAUUGGCAAGUUCUCAAUCAGGCUUGUGCCAAACAUGACUCCUGAAGAAGUCACAAAGCAUGUUGAAGACUACCUGAACAAAAAGUUCGCAGAGCUGCAGAGCCCCAACAAAUUCAAAGUGUACUUAGGCCAUGGUGGGAAACCCUGGGUGUCUGACUUCGACCAUCCACACUACAUGGCUGGUAGGAGGGCCAUGAAGACAGUUUUUGGAGUUGAUCCAGACCUGACAAGGGAGGGAGGAAGCAUUCCUGUUACCCUUACUUUUCAAGAAGCAACAGGCAAGAAUGUCAUGCUGCUUCCUGUUGGAGCUGCAGAUGAUGGUGCACACUCUCAAAAUGAGAAGCUAAAUAGGUACAACUACAUCCAGGGGGUGAAGAUGCUUGGUGCGUACCUCUAUGAAGUUUCCCAGCUGAAGGACUAAGUUGGAUGCCUUCUGGUUUGUGAAUCAGAAGCCUGAAUUUUCUUAGGAAACAGCAUCAAAUGUCAAUUCUUACACGGCUUCCCUUCUCUACCAAUCUACCAACACUCCACUGCUUUGGGGAAGAGGGAAGCGUGCGGUUCCACUUGAGAAACAAAGAACAUUGUAUACCAAAAAUAAUUCUUUAAAUGCUUCAAAUGACACAGACUACUCUUGGUCCGGCCAGUAGUCCUGAACUGCAUCUUAGUCCCCUCUAUAUCACUUCAAAGUUGUGGUUUGCUGUACUCAUCUACUUUUCCUGUAAAAGCAGGAGGAACUGUUUGCUCUCAGCUGCUUAAGCAGCCACAUCAAUUGCACAACUGUCAGUAAAGUUUAAGGUUCUUUUUCCAGGAUAGGUCCUGGAAAUAGUCAAAGUGAUAGAUUAUGGGGCUGUACUGGAAUGUGUUCAAGCUCUAGCGAGGCUUCUGAGUGAUUUGGGAGAGCAGUUUGGCUCUUACAGUUUAUACCUGCCUGCAGGUUUUGAUUUACAGUGAAUUAGGUUAUAACAAAAUUCACUGGGGUAAUGACUACUGGCUGUUUUUUUGUAAAGCUGCCUUUGUACUCCCUAAAAAGGACAAUAAAUCAUGCUCUAGCAA
Messenger RNA from Cygnus olor (mute swan), 3789 nucleotides. RefSeq names its product carnosine dipeptidase 2 (gene CNDP2). Gene Ontology annotation, cellular component: cytosol. The coding region runs from base 1730 to 3157 and encodes 475 amino acids. Gene Ontology annotation, biological process: proteolysis. The transcript has 12 exons. The record is from RefSeq and is a predicted model, not a curated record. Gene Ontology annotation, molecular function: metallodipeptidase activity. Lineage: Eukaryota; Metazoa; Chordata; Aves; Anseriformes; Anatidae.